Apiotrichum porosum is the source of this 4578-nucleotide messenger RNA. RefSeq lists its product as uncharacterized. The record is from RefSeq and is a predicted model, not a curated record. The transcript has 3 exons. NCBI's taxonomy places the organism in Eukaryota, Fungi, Basidiomycota, Tremellomycetes, Trichosporonales, Trichosporonaceae. The coding region runs from base 1 to 4578 and encodes 1525 amino acids.
AUGAACCCUUCGCCUACCGAAAUCCAUGUGCAAGAACCUAACCCAGAGCUCCCAAAGUCCUCGGCUGCGCCUGUGAGCGACACCCCGACCGGCGCGGCGGCCGACCGUGCUCUUUCCGCCGUUGGCAGUGGGAGCGCGGCGGUCAAGCCAGAUGCGCCUAACGGCAACGGGAGCACGUCCCCCACAGCUGUAACGGAGGCCAAGAUCGAUACAACAGCGAACGCGGUGCCGACCAGGUCGACGCCGAGCCCCCAACAGGCGAGCGGGGCGCAGACAGACGUGGCGGUUUCGGCCGCGAGUGGAGAGAAGGAGGCGGCCGAGGCAGCUGGGAAUGGUGCUCCAGAGACAAAGGCGGAGAGCAUCGACAAGCCAAAGGACGGCGGCGAUCAGUCGACUCACCACCCCUUGGUGGCCAGCGCCGUCCCCGGCCGUGUUCCCACGCCCUCGUCGCGCACGUCGACACCACCACUCACCGCGGCGGCGACCAAGAAGAAGUUCUCUUCGGUUUCCGUCAACAAGGAGUUUCUCUCAAAGGCCGCGAGCCCAGUCCCUGCUCCUGCCAAGCUCGUGCGCCCAGCAGCUGUGACAGCGCCAGUGCAGUCUGGCUCCAAGCUUCUGUCCACAAAGCUCACGACUGUCCCUUCCUCCAAGACGUCUACCUCACCAAAGCCGGCGGCAGCGACCACAACAUCAUCGACCACUUCCCCAUGGGCCAAGCCCGCCAUCCCAACCGAGCCGACCCCGCUUCUCCAGCAUCCCGCGCCAACGCGCCACGGCUUGCCAAACGUCGCCAUGGGUUCCGGACAAGGACUUGGAGCAGCGGCGAGACGUGCAUGGGGACCUGUUGUGGGUGGAGGUCAUCAUCCUGGAGAGGGAAGGAGUAUGCGGGGAGGACCACCACCGAUGCGUGACUUCCCCACUGCCAAGGAGGUUGCAGAAGUCAAACGUGCAGCCAUGCUCAACGCCCAAGCUGUGGCACAGGCCGAGGCCGCCCACAACCAGGCCAUCCUGUCGUCUCUGAACGAGUUUACCCAUCUGGAGCCGAACGCCCACCGAUGGGACGAAGAGGAUGACGAUGAUGAGGUGAUUGACUUUGGAGACGGCCAGACGUACGACAUCAAGGAGCCCGAGCCACCUGUGCACGAGGUGCCGGUGACAAAGUCGGAGCGCUUCCAGGACGACUUUGACCGCAGCUGGCCCAGGCGUCCCUCAGAGUCACGUACUCGCGAUUCCGGACGUGUGCUCUUCAACGCUUCGACGAACCGUCACGAACCAACACAGGGUCGUCAACCUCCUCCUUCCUCGCAGCAGCAUCCAACUAGGCUCAUGUCGCGAGACCUUCCUCCUCACGCCGCCCACGGCGGUGCUCACGACAGGGCCCCACCCCCGCAUCUGGCCGACUCGGGUCGCAUGCUGCCUCCUCACAUGGCGGCGUCAUCUGGUCCUGCUGGUCACCAACAUGCUCCAGAUGCGACAGCUCGCUCGUGGCGUGCAGCCCCGCCCGCCCGCGACGCCCCACCUCACGCCGCAGAGCACCACCCACCACCUCCUCGCGCUCCUCCAGCUGCUCGUGCUCCUCCUCCCCCUCCUGCCGCGCAACAACAACACCACGCACCACCACCGCCCCCUGCUCCUGCUGCUGCGGCAUCAGUGACUUCACCAGUCAGCAGCACUGGCGCUCUCCCUGCUACCACCGUUGCCGGCGACACCCAAGCAGCUGAGAUGCACUCGGCGGCAGAGAAGGCUCGUCUGCGCCGCCUGGAGGAAGAGGCUGCGCGUGAAGCAGCAGCCGAACGUGCGCGCCAGAAAGCUCGCGAGCUUGCCGAGAGGUUCGGCCCAGCGCCCACUGCACCUGCGUCCGCGGACAAGAAGCCCGCCAAGGCGGCUGCCGCACCACCAGCACCAGCUGCUGCAGCGGCCACUUCACCCGUGGCCCCUCCCCCCGGCCUGCCCAAACCUGCUCCUCCCCCCGGCUUUAGCAACAAGGCCGCGCCGCAGGUCACUAUUGCCACUCGUCCUCGUCCCGGUGCUGCCGAGGCCGCUGUCCCCGCCGAGCCGCGCGCUCCCGACGCGGCCCCCCACCCUGCAGACCAGGCCACAUCCUGGCGCCGUGCAGCUCCAGUGGCACAGCAACAAGCCCAGCCAGAGCACCGCGAGCCUCGUGAACAGCGCGAACCACGCGAACAGCGGGAACCCCGUGAACAGCGCGAGCCCCGUGAACCUCGCGAGCCCCGCGAACCCCGUGGCAACAAGGGACGCCGUGCUAGCAAUGACCAGGGCCCUCGACCGGCGGAAGUCGCGCGCGAGCGUCGCGCACCCCGUGACGGACCCCCUCCUGUUCAGCACGGUCGUGAGCUCCCACCGCACGUUUCACCCAACGACAUGGCGCCUGCCCCCUCAAAGCCGCCUGGUCUACCAGAGCCUACGCACACGACGGAGAUUGCCGCACCGGUCCCCCAGCCCAUGUCCAAGAAGGAAGCCAACUUUGACGCGAUGCUCGCGCGUCUGCAAGCUGCCAUGGCCAAGGCGCGUUCAUCACCGUUUGCCGAGGAGGCUGAAGAGAGCGACGAGGGUCCCAACGAGACGGCCCGUUCAGCCACUGUGCCCGAACCAGCGACGGUUGCACCGGCACCACCUGCUGCGCCGUCGUCGGCGCCAUCGUCCGCCCCAGCGUCCGCUGUGCCCAAGGCCCCCAAACCCAAGCCCCAGCGGCCCCGUCUCCCUCACCUCCCCGCCGAGUACUUUGACUUCACCGAGCCAGAGAUCCCUCGCUCACCCCCGCCUGCGUGGCGGCAGUACACGGUCAAGGUUCCCAAGACUGCGCGUCCCAUCCCCAACAUUCCUCGUUGGCGUUUGCGUCUGGCGGAGGGUCUCCGUAUCCCGGCCCCCAAGGGCUGGAUGAUGACCUUUGAGCCUCCUAUCCACUACCUCCCGCCCCACCUCACCCUUCCCGACAUUCUUCUCCCCCAGCCCAUUGGCCGCCGGUUCGCAAAGCAUGUCGACACUGGCCCUAUCGUGAGCAUCUCGCCGCGCUCGUUGGUCAUGUUUGAGCGCAAGAAGAAGCGCCGCUCCAACGAGACUCGCCAUCUCGAGAUUUCUGUCCCGGCCUCGUCCAUUGCUCCCGAGCCGUCGCAGACGCAGGCUCCCUUGGCCGUGCCGUCCGAGACGGAAGCCCUUCCCAAGGACCGCCGCUUCCUUGUCGAUGGUGAGUCUGUUCCAGGCUCUGCCGACAAGCCCGGCGUCCGCUUCAUGGUGUCGAGCGAGCUCGAUGGCGACAGCCUGCUUGAAGAGGUCAACAAGAUGAGCCUGGAGCACAUUGGCGAGCUCGAGGACAAGGGAUCCUCCAAGCCCAUCAACAAGUCUGGUGAACCGCGUCCCAACACGCCGCCCUCGACUGCUGCCCAGGUGCGCACCAACCCGACUUCGCCCAGCACGGCGGCCCAGGGCCCGUGGGCCAAGUCUGCUCUGUACCCGGUCACGUCGCCUGCUCGCGGUGCACCGCAGCACGAGCACCUGAAGAGCGUGUGGGAGAGCACUGCGACGACGACGACGGCCACGACGACUGCACCCCCGUCAGUCCCCAGCCAGCCCGAGACGCCGCUGUACCCGACUCUGAACGCUCCCAUCACUGCGUCGGACCCGACCAACGGCCAAGGCGGCCUGAAGCAGGGCUUCCCGACCAUGGGCGGCCAGCCUGCGUCGUCUGCGUUCUCGGUCCGCUCGGCAUCCCUCACCCAGCCCGGGUACCAGUACAUGUCCUCGGGCGGCGCGAGCCCCGACGGCGGCAUGGGCAUGCAGUACGGCCUCAUCGGACGUAACGGCACGGGCGGCAGCGCCAACGGCUUCCAGCAAGGGCUGUGGACGUCGCCGUCGUUUGGCUCGUCACUCGCCACUCCGGGCGGCUACCGCAGCUUUUCGGGCAACAACAACAACAAGGGCGGCAGCGGCAGCAUGGACCAGAAGGGCGGCAACAAUGCGAUGCAGGCGCCCUUCUCCCCCGGGCCCGGAAAGGACGGCCAACCCGUCCAAGUCCCCUACCUCAACGACUACCGCUACCCGACCCAGCCCGGCGGCAGCGGCUUCCAGCCCGGCGGCGGCGCGUUCAACGGCUACCCGGGCGCGCAGUACCGCAACCCCAGCCAGCAGCUGUACGGCCACGCAGGGCAUGCGGGCCACUCGGGCCACUCGGCGCACGCACACGCGCACGCGCACUCGGGCCACGCCGGCCCCGCGGGAGGAUAUGGCCACACGGGCUUUGGCACGCAGAUGGCCAACGCGCGUCCGGCGGGCUCGCGCUUCCCGAGCGUGAACGGUGUGGGCGUCGGAGUGGGCGUGGGUGUCGGCGUGGGUGUCGGAGUGGGCGGCGUCGGACUCGGCGUCGACUACCAGGCCCAGGCGAUGGGGUACGACCCCACCGGCGCGGCGGGAUACUACUCCCAAGGCGCGGGGUACGCGCCCGGAUACGGCGCGGGUGUCCAGCAGCAGCAACAGCAGCAACAGCAACAGCAGCAGCAGCAGCAGCAGCAGCAGCAGCAACAGCAGCAGGGCACGCGCCGCUCCGUUGGCCGGUUUCAGUAA